Suricata suricatta (meerkat) is the source of this 2588-nucleotide messenger RNA. Its product is annotated as cytochrome P450 2B11-like. Gene Ontology annotation, molecular function: heme binding; iron ion binding; oxidoreductase activity, acting on paired donors, with incorporation or reduction of molecular oxygen, reduced flavin or flavoprotein as one donor, and incorporation of one atom of oxygen. The coding region runs from base 37 to 1521 and encodes 494 amino acids. Gene Ontology annotation, cellular component: intracellular membrane-bounded organelle; cytoplasm. The record is from RefSeq and is a predicted model, not a curated record. Gene Ontology annotation, biological process: xenobiotic metabolic process. Lineage: Eukaryota; Metazoa; Chordata; Mammalia; Carnivora; Herpestidae. The transcript is spliced from 9 exons.
ACAGCUACCGCUGAAAGAAGGCAGGGGGACUGAGCCAUGGAGCUCAGCAUCGUUCUCCUCCUUGCUGUCCUUACGGGACUCCUGCUCCUGCUGGCCAGGGGCCACCCUAAGGCUCAUGGCCGCCUCCCGCCAGGGCCCCGACCUCUGCCCUUCUUGGGGAAUAUUCUGCAGAUGGACAGAAGAGGCUUGCUCAAAUCCUUCCUCAGGCUUCGAGAGAAAUAUGGGGAUGUCUUCACUGUGUACCUGGGGCCAAAGCCCGUGGUCAUGCUAUGUGGGAUAGAUGCCAUACGGGAGGCCCUGGUGGACCAAGCUGAGGCCUUCUCCGGCCGGGGGAAGAUCUCUAGUGUAGAGCGAAUCUUCCACGGAUACGGUGUGAUCUUCGCCAAUGGUGAACGCUGGAAGCUUCUUCGGCGAUUCUCUCUGUCCACCAUGAGGAACUUCGGGAUGGGGAAGCGGAGUAUAGAGGAACGCAUUCAGGAGGAGUCUCGGUGUGUGGUGGAGGAGCUGCGGAAGACCCAGGGAGCCUUCCAGAACCCCACCUUCCUCUUCCACUCCAUGACGGCCAACAUCAUCUGCUCCAUUGUCUUUGGAAAACGCUUUAGCUACAAAGAUCCCAAAUUCCAGCGACUGCUGGACUUGUUCUACCGGACCUUCACCCUCAUCAGCUCCUUCUCCAGCCAGGUGUUCGAGCUUUUCUACACCUUCUUGAAGUACUUUCCAGGCACACACAGGCAAAUCUACAAAAACGCCCAAGAAAUCAUGACCUUCAUUGAGGACGCCGUGGAGAAGCACCGGGAAACCCUGGACCCCAGCGCCCCCCAGGACUUCAUCGAUGCCUACCUGAUUCGCGCGGACAAAGAGAAGUCCGACCCCCACAGCGAGUUCGACCACCGGAACCUCAUCUGCACGGUGCUCUCUCUCUUCUUUGCCGGCACGGAGACCACCAGCACCACGCUCCGCUAUGGCUUUCUAAUCAUGCUCAAGUACCCUCACAUCACAGAGAGAGUCCACAAGGAGAUUGACCAGGUGAUUGGCCCACACCGCCUUCCAGCCCUUGACGACCGAGCCAAAAUGCCAUACACUGACGCGGUCAUCCACGAGAUUCAGAGAUUCAGUGACCUCCUCCCCAUUGGCUUGCCCCACAUGGUCACCAAGGACACUCACUUCAGAGGGUACUUCAUGCCCAAGGGCACUGAAGUGUUUCCCAUCCUGCACUCUGCUCUCAGUGACCCGCAUGACUUUGAAAACCCGGCAGCCUUCAACCCUGACCACUUUCUGGAUGCCAGUGGGGCACUGAAGAAGAAUGACGCUUUUAUCCCCUUCUCCAUGGGGAAGCGCAUCUGUCUUGGUGAAGGCAUUGCCCGCAUGGAAUUAUUCCUCUUCUUCACCACCAUCCUCCAGAACUUCUCUGUGACCAGCCCUGUGGCCCCUGAGGACAUCGACCUCACACCCCAGGAGAGUGGCAUAGGCAGAGUGCCCCCCGUCUACCAGAUCAGCUUUCAGUCCCGCAGAGGGGACUGAGGGAAGGGCCUCAGUGGAUUCCAGGAUCGUGAUGUAAUCCUGCCUCUGCAAAGGCCAGUUCCUUGACUCGCUCUGGGUCUUCCUGCUGCUGAGAGACCCACAAAGCAAGCCUGUGUCUUCCCCUCCUUGGUUGCUGCCUCAGUGGGAGAGUCCUUCCUGCAGCCUUGUCUCCUGCCAUCACUCUGCAGCUUGCAUAGACUUAUGGCAGUGUCCUUUCCUCUGUUAACAGAGUUCCCAGUGUGGUGUAAAUAUAGAAGCCGGGGGCUAAGACGGGAGACUUGGCUCAGAUGCUCUUUGCACUUCCGCCUCCCAGGCCACGGCUUCCCCCCUACCUCUCCCUUCCUCAGAGCAUCCACAACCUCCCUUUAGGAACCAUUUAUGCUCCAUGAUCUGUGCAUCCAGAUCCAGUGAUCUCACUGGAAUCCUUCCAAUAGCCCCAUGGGGUGGGUAUGAUGAUCGUGCCCAUUUUACAGAUGAGCAAACAAAGGCCAGACAAUGGCAUCAGUGGUCUGAAGUCAUAUCCUUUGGCUAGGAGUGAAGGAACAAGAUUCACACUGUCUCCCUGGCUCUCGAACUCAAAUUCUUCACCCAGCUGCAGCCCUCUCCCAAUAUAUUUUUAAAUUACUGUGAAAUUCAUGUAACACAAAACUGUUUUAAUUUUUAAAAAACAUUCAUUUAUUUUUGAGAGAGAGACAGAAUGCGAGCAGUGGGAGGGCAGAGAGAAAGGGAAUCUGAAUCAGGCUUAGAGCCUGACUCAGGGCUUGAACUCACAGACUGCAAGAUCAUGACCUGAGUAAAAGUAGGAUGCUUAACCAAAUGAGCCACCCAGAUGCCCCAGAACUUAAUGUUUUAAAGUGUAUGAUUUGGUGGCAGUGGCUCGUUCACAAUGUUGUGCAACCACCAUCUAGUUGCAAAUAGUUUCAUCACCCAAGAAGAAAACUCCAUACCCAUUAGCAGCCACUCCUAUUCCCCCUUCCCCUCAUCCUCUGGCAACCACCAAUCUGCUUUUGGUCUUUAUGUAUUUGCCUGUUCCAUGUAUUUCAUGUAAAUGGAAUCAUACAACAUAU